This is a messenger RNA of Meloidogyne enterolobii, 1536 nucleotides long. The record is from the annotation of a GenBank genome assembly. NCBI's taxonomy places the organism in Eukaryota, Metazoa, Nematoda, Chromadorea, Rhabditida, Meloidogynidae.
AUGCGGAAAUAUGUUUUAAUGUGUGUUGAUUGGGUAAAUGCUAUAUUCCUUAUGGCUAAUUUAGAUAGUCCAAAAGAAAAGUUGGAUCUUUUAAAAAAUUCUUUUGCCGCUUUUUGUACAUUUGAACAAGCAGCAACAACAGCCUCCUUAAAUAAUUCAACACAAAAUUCCCCUCUAAAUCAAUUAUUUUUAUGUAAUGGAUCUGUAUUACCGAGAGAAUUUUCUUCUUCUUCUUCAACAUCUACACAACAACAACAACAACAACAAUGGAUGAUUGGAGGGGAUUCAAGUCUUUUAGCUAAUAAUUUAGUUGGAAGAGUUUUGGAUGAUUUAGUUAUUCCUCUCAGAAAAUUAUGUUUAUCUGAACAAGAAAGAGUUGCCUUGACUGCUUUAAUUUUAUUAGAUGGAGAUAGUCGAAGUUCUUUAGGAGAUCCAGAAAGUGGAGAACAUUGUGGUUUAUAUCAAAUAAAAGAUAAAUUACAAAAUGCAUUAUUUCAACAUGUUAGAGAACGUUGUGAUCAAUCAAUUAACAGAGCCAGUUCUCGUUUUGCAAAUAUUUUAUUAUUAUUACCUGCUGUAGCUAAAGUUUCAUCACUUUAUUUAGAAAAUGUUCAAUUAGCUAGAAUGUUUGGAAAACAAUCAUUAAAUCCUUUAUUGUCUGAAAUUUUUGAUAAUAAUGGAGGAGGAAAUGGAGUAAAUAAUAAUUAUUUAUUAGAACAACAAUUAAAUAAUGAAGAUUUUUUAAUUAAUUCCCCUCCCUUAUGUCAACCAAUUUCUUCUGGAAGUUGUAAAAGUAAUACAAGCAGCAGCAGCACUAGUAGUAGUAGUAGUGGGUGUAGUAGUAGUAAUAGUUGUAUUAAUAGAUCAACAGUAACAACAAAUAAUAAUAAUUUUGGGUUUUCUAAUGCAUUUAAUAACACUUCUCAACUACUCGAUCAUCAUCAACAACAUAUCCACUCUUCUUCUUCAAUUAAUUCCUCCUCCUCUUCUUCUUCUACUGCCAAUAAUGUUUAUACUAAUAAUAAUGGACAGCAAUUACUUUGUGGAAUGGAACAAUUAUUAUUAGCUCCAGUAUAUCAACCAGAAACACAAAUUAGUGAAUUAUCUUCUCCUGAAGCUAAUAAUCAACAAAAUAAUUCUUUUGUUUCUUUGACUAUGGAAACUGGGGGAGAAAUAAAUGGAAAAAAUAAUGAAACAAAUAUUAUAAAUUCUGAUUAUUUUGGGGAAUUGUUUUCUGAUAUUGGAAAUAAUAUAAUAACAGAUAAUGAAUGUAUUAGUACAACAAAUACAGAAAUUGUCGGAGGAGAAAAGCAAAAAGGAGAAGCAAUUAAUAUUGGAGGAGGAGGAGUAAUUGAUAGAGCUAAUAAUUGGAGACAACAAAAGCAAUAUCGUUCUCUUCAAGUAGAAAGUGAUUGUGUUGGAAAUAUUAGUAGACACGGUCCUCGACAUAUGUCUGCAUGUUCACCUCCAUUAAGUACACAAUCUUGUAGUAUUGGAGGGGCUUUUUAUCAAGUAAUUUAUUUUAAAAAUAAUUAA